Messenger RNA from Salarias fasciatus (jewelled blenny), 1921 nucleotides. RefSeq names its product fibroblast growth factor 11b (gene fgf11b). The transcript is spliced from 5 exons. NCBI's taxonomy places the organism in Eukaryota, Metazoa, Chordata, Actinopteri, Blenniiformes, Blenniidae. Bases 352 to 1095 code for a protein of 247 amino acids. The record is from RefSeq and is a predicted model, not a curated record. Gene Ontology annotation, molecular function: growth factor activity.
ACUAAAAAUGUAGCACUUUUCUUCUCUCUCCCUGCCGUGUGUUCGUGUUGGAUUUUUAUUUUUGGUCCAAGCGGACGCUGCACACCGGACUGGUGAACUUGCAUCUCUUCCAGUUCCUCCCUCUCCAAGGGAACCCUCAAACUAAACUCUUCCCUGUUAACCCACUUAGACGCCCCAUCUCCCCUGUGGGGGCUUCUCUAAGCCGUCCGUCCUACUCUAGAUUUUCUCCUUUUUUUUCUUCUUCUUCUUCUUUUUUUUUUUGAGGGAAGCUAAACCCAAACCAGCAGAAAAAAAAAAGGGGGACACGGGUUAGGAAGACACCCCCCUCCCAAAGGUGAGAGGGGGGGGAAGAUGGCAGCUCUCGCCAGCUCUCUCAUCAGACAGAAACGGGCGGUCAAGGACGACCAAGCCAACCGACCGGUAGCCAGCAAGCGCAAACCCUGUCCGAAGAGCAACAAGUCGCUGUGCCAGAAACAGAUCCUGGUCCUGAUCUCCAAAGUGCGACUAUGCGGGGGUCGAAAAUGUCGAAACGAUAAAAGACCAGAGCCACAGCUGAAAGGUAUCGUUACCCGGCUAUACAGCCAACAUGGAUACUACCUGCAGAUGCAGCCCGAUGGCACCAUGGACAGCACAAGAGAUGAAAGCAGCUCAUUUUCACAGUUCAACUUGAUCCCGGUGGGACUGCGAAUCGUGGCCAUUCAGGGGGCAAAGACGGGGCUGUACCUCGCCAUGAACAGUGAAGGAUACCUCUAUACCUCGGAGCACUUCACUCCGGAGUGUAAGUUCAAGGAGAGUGUGUUUGAGAACUACUAUGUUACGUACUCCUCCAUGCUCUAUCGCCAGACCCAGUCUGGCCGCUCCUGGUAUAUCGGUAUCAACCGUGAUGGCCAGGUCAUGAAGGGCAACCGAGUAAAAAAGACCAAAGGAGCCGCACACUUUCUGCCUAAAGUUAUAGAAGUUGCAAUGUACAAGGAGCCAUCGUUACAUGAGCUCGCCAGCGAACCGGUGAGUCCUCCCCGGAAGACCGUGAAGACGUCAGACUCGCCGUCCCUAAAGAACGGACGGAAAGAAGCCCCCAAAGCGGACGCCUCAUAGCACAGGAGACCGAGGGUGGGACAAAGGGCGGCAGUGACACUGGGAACACAGGUGCCCGUCGUUAUGCACUGAUGGCGGCCGAGGGAACGCCCCCCCCUCCUGCCCCGCCGCCACAUUCCUGACGUGCACUACCUGAUGCUGAAGGUCACAAGGGUCGGCAGUCUAAUAGCAGCCAAGAAGGCCUGAGAGAGGAGCCACCCCCCCGCCCCCCUCAAUUGACACCAUGGAAAGAAAACCACGGGUUCGAGCCAGGACUGCUACCCCCCUCCCCCUCCGCCUCCUCCUGCUAGCCUCCCCCUGUGACUUCUUAACGCACAGGCUCCUUCAUUUCCCUGUCAGACUUUUGCUUCUUUGUCCCGCUGACAAUUUCAUCUGUCCUCACGCGCCUUCCCAUCGCCAGCUCAAUUGUACUGUAUAUUCACCAAUCACGCACCCCCAGCAGUGACUCUGCAUUAUAAUCCUCACCCAUGGGCCCCCCUCUUGAGCCCUGAAGUUGGUGACAGUGUGGCUCAGCCAGCUUUCCCUCUACCAUCUGCCAACCGGUUAAGCUAAUCACCAAGGUCACCGAAAGCUCAGCGCGAGAUGAAAUAGCCGCGAGAGGGCGGAGAUCUGCAGGAAGCCUGGGUGGAGUCGGGUCGGGUCAGCGGGGUCAGGACGGCGUAUGGGGAUAAACCCAUUCAGAGACAAGUUUAUCGCAUCAAAAGCAAUUUAUUUCCUUCUUUUUUUUUUUGUUCACUUUAUAUUAUAAUCUGAAAUAACAGUUAUAAAAAACAAAAUCCUGCCCAGUCCAGGACAAGCUCUGAAUGUUAAGUGUGAUUAAAAUAGU